Molecule: messenger RNA, 2536 nt
Organism: Onthophagus taurus
Lineage: Eukaryota; Metazoa; Arthropoda; Insecta; Coleoptera; Scarabaeidae
Gene: TM9SF2
Product: Transmembrane 9 superfamily protein member 2
Biological process (GO): protein localization to membrane
Cellular component (GO): membrane
Source: RefSeq, a predicted model, not a curated record
CUUCAGUAGAUACUCAAAAAAAAAGCAUUUUUUAUGUUUUCAAUUUAUUACUAAUCUUGUUGUUAAUGCGAAAAACACGUAAUUUGUUGGCAAGCAUUUUUUUCCCAACAGUAGUAGUGAGCCUUAUUGUACUGUCACUGCUACGUAUAAAAUUUUUCUUUAUCUCUCGAUAAAUUCAGUGACGUUACACGUAGUGUACUCCGUUUACAUUUUUAUUUGAAUUUAUCGCACAAAAUGUAUUAGUAACUCCACACGGCAGUUAUCGUAUAAAAAAUGGAUUCGAAAGUCGUGUUUUUAUUUCUAACCUAUAUCACUAUCUCACAAACGUUUUAUUUACCCGGCUUGGCCCCCGUUAACUAUUGCAAAAAGGACGAAUCGGAAAAAUGCAAGACCGAAGUACCUUUAUUCGUUAAUAGAUUGAAUACGGAUGAAUCUGUAAUUCCCUAUGAGUAUAGUCAUUUCGAUUUCUGUACAUCAGACAAUGAUAAUAAAUCCCCUGUAGAAAAUUUAGGCCAAGUUGUCUUUGGAGAAAGAAUACGCCCUUCAAGUUACAAGAUUGAGUUUAUGAAAAAUGAAACAUGUAAAUUGUUGUGUAUUAAAAGCUAUAAAGGGGGAAAAACUCAAGAUGAACGUUUAUUAAGUAUUUUACGGAAAGGCAUUAAUUUAAAUUAUCAUCAUCAUUGGAUUAUUGACAAUAUGCCUGUUACGUAUUGUUAUGAUUCUAAUGAAGGACCGUAUUGUAAAACUGGUUUUCCAAUGGGAUGCUACUCAAGGAGUAGUAAAGGAACAUGUUAUCCACCUUUAAAAGAUGGACAUUAUAUUUUUAAUCACGUCGAUUUAACCAUUACUUAUCAUUCGGGUAAACAUGAAGAAUGGGGCUCUACUUUUCAAGAGAUGGGAGGAAGAAUUAUCUCGAUAAAAAUUCAACCUAGAAGUAUACAACAUUCAAAACCUGAUGUUGAUGAUUGUUCUAUAACUGAACACCUUGAAAUACCCACACAACUUAAAAAAGACGAAGAAUUCAUGAUCGCUUACACCUAUACGAUAAAAUUCAUAGAAAACAACACAAUAAAAUGGUCCUCAAGAUGGGAUUACAUCCUUGAAUCUAUGCCCCACACCAAUAUUCAAUGGUUCAGUAUUUUAAAUUCCCUCGUAAUCGUUCUUUUCUUAUCUGGAAUGGUUGCAAUGAUUCUUUUAAGAACAUUACAUAAAGAUAUCGCUCGUUAUAAUCAAAAUGAUAGCGGUGAAGAUGCACAGGAAGAGUUUGGAUGGAAAUUAGUUCAUGGAGAUGUUUUUAGACCUCCAAGAAAAGGGAUGUUACUUUCAGUUUUAUUGGGUAGUGGGGUACAAGUUUUUUGUAUGAGUAUGGUUACUUUGGCGUUCGCCUGUUUGGGUUUUUUGAGUCCUGCUAAUCGAGGGGCACUUAUGACUUGUGCUAUGGUGUUGUUUGUUUUACUUGGAACACCAGCAGGAUAUGUUUCUGCUAGGAUUUAUAAGAGUUUUGGUGGGGAAAAAUGGAAGUCAAAUGUGCUUUUAACAUCGAUGCUUUGUCCAGGAGUUGUGUUUGGAUUAUUUUUUAUAAUGAAUUUAGUACUUUGGGGCGAAGAUAGUUCUGCUGCGGUACCGUUCACCACACUCCUAGCUCUGUUAGGACUUUGGUUUGGUGUAUCUGUACCCUUAACUUUUGUUGGAGCUUAUUUUGGUUUUAGAAAAAGGGCGAUUGAACAUCCUGUAAGAACCAAUCAAAUACCAAGAUUGAUUCCAGAACAAUCUGUUUACACUCAAGCUGUUCCUGGAAUAAUAAUGGGAGGAGUGUUACCGUUUGGUUGUAUUUUUAUACAAUUAUUUUUCAUUUUGAACUCGAUUUGGUCAUCACAAAUGUACUACAUGUUUGGAUUUCUUUUCUUGGUGUUUAUAAUUUUAGCAAUAACCUGUGCUGAAACAACAAUACUUCUUUGUUAUUUUCAUCUUUGCGCGGAAGAUUAUCAUUGGUGGUGGAGGUCCUAUUUAACAUCCGGAUUUACAGCGGUUUACCUUUUCUUUUAUUGCUGCCAUUAUUUCUUUACGAAACUCCAAAUAGAAGGAGCCGCGUCAGGAUUUCUAUAUUUCGGAUACACUUUACUGAUGGUGUUUCUGUUUAAUUUAUUAACAGGCACGAUUGGUUUCUUCGCGUGUUUCUGGUUUAUCCGGAAAAUAUACAGUGUGGUAAAGGUAGACUGAAAACAUUUUUAAUUGUUCUACUUUCGGCGUAACAAUUUUUGUUAUUAAAAUUAAUCAUCGUAAGUGUAUUAUAUCGAUGUGUGACUUUAAUCGGACACUUUAUUAUUAUUUUUUUUUCGAAAAUUAUUUUUAAAUAAUGAAUUGGAGAGCUCACUAAGUGCUAACAUGUUUCAGUAUUGCCUUUAUACUUGUCACUAUGUACUUUUUUUUUAGUUUUGAAAACGAGAAGAUACAGUUGCAUGUUAUUAUAAUUAUUUGUAUUUAGGUUAUAACUUGUACAUUUGUGAAUUUAAUAAAUGUGUUACUACACUAAAAA